AUGCUUGCAGCCUGCCGCAACCCCUCUUUGGCACUCACCUCCAUGUCAGUGCACUCUGGCGAUGGAAACAUUACCACCGCCGCCGGAGACGAGUUUCUCGACCUCACAGUCCUUGACAAAGCGUGGCGCAAGGCUGUUGGCAAGGUUCUGCCGGUUUCCUUCAUUACGUUCGAUUUGAGCUUGCCCAGGCCGGAAUCUGGCAACGCAGAAGAAGGGCUUGAUGCGUUUGAAAGAAUCUAUUGGGACGUCCAUCCACCAAGUGAAGGUAGUAUAGGCCCCUGCGUUCGGACGCAAGAUGUCUUGCGGCUGGCCAUCACUAUCGCAACCACAUCGCGGAUGCGGACGCAGAGCGACUUAGGUUUCAAUGUUGUCUAUGAGAAGAAGGAUAGGGUGUCGCUGAAUGCUAUGAGCCUUUUAAAAAAGCAGCUCCGGGCUAUCGCUGAGUCACGCCGUCCAGGGGCCACAGAGGAGCCUUGA
Messenger RNA from Colletotrichum spaethianum, 477 nucleotides. RefSeq lists its product as uncharacterized. Bases 1 to 477 code for a protein of 158 amino acids. The record is from RefSeq and is a predicted model, not a curated record. Lineage: Eukaryota; Fungi; Ascomycota; Sordariomycetes; Glomerellales; Glomerellaceae. The transcript is spliced from 2 exons.